This is a messenger RNA of Brassica oleracea var. oleracea, 729 nucleotides long. RefSeq lists its product as uncharacterized. The coding region runs from base 1 to 729 and encodes 242 amino acids. The transcript has 2 exons. The record is from RefSeq and is a predicted model, not a curated record. NCBI's taxonomy places the organism in Eukaryota, Viridiplantae, Streptophyta, Magnoliopsida, Brassicales, Brassicaceae.
AUGAGUCAACCUCAGGAAGUUGGAUAUGGAAGAGUAUUCUGUAAGGAUAACUGGACCUCUCUUGGACCUUUAUUGGAUAUCACUGGUCCAACUGGUCCCAGGGUCUCUGGUUUUCCAGAAAAUGCAAUUGUACAAGACGCUUUGGUAAAUGGAAACUGGUGCAUCUCAAGACUCCGCACCAGGCACCCUACCAUCGUAUUCCUCAAGGACAGUCUCCCUCCUGCGGAUACAAUAACCCAAGAUCGAGGAGAUGAUGUUUAUCUCUGGGCAAUUGGCGACAAGCCACCAUCAUCAACCUUCUCAACACACAAACAUGCGUUUCACGCAUGGGUCACUACGCUAAACAGACUUCAUUCAAGGGACCGUCUCAUCACUUGGGGUAUGGAAGUGCCUUCGACAUGCCUUCUUUGCAUUGCUGCUGAUGAAACUCGACAGCACCUCUACUUUGACUGCCCUUAUAGUCAUCAGGUCUGGUCCUUCUUCACUUCUCGAGAAUAUCUCCCCUCCUAUGUGUUUGAUGACGCGGUGGUCUGGUUGACUAAUCCCUCGCCAAACAAGAAUAUGUCCUUCAUACUGAAAUACUCGGUAUCACGACUCCUCCUCUCGCCCAGCAUCUCAGACAUUCAAAAUAUCAUUCGUUGUCGUUUGGACCCGCUAUCUAGAGCACAACGAAACAAACCGAAUGUCACCUCGUACCUCUCCACUUGGUUCACUUAUUUUCAAAGUUAG